AUGGCGGCGGCGAGGGCGGCCCGGCGGCUGUGCCACGCGGCGGCGGCGGCGCAGCCCCCGCGCCUGAAGAAGCUCGCGCUGCACCCGCCCAAAUCGCCGUCUAGCCGUUGGGUGCUUCCAGUUUCAGCUGAAUUGCCAGGUUCACGCCUUCACGGCAGCGCAGGAGAAAAGACAUUCCGUGUGAUGGUAGAGGUUCAAUUUGCAGAUGGCAGUACAUUCCAUCUGUCAGCUGAGUUUCUCAGAGUCUACAGCCCAGCAGCUGACAGCAAGAUCAGAUCAAUAGCUGGCGAGAAGGUUAUAUUUGGGCGCCGACAUGUUGGAAUAAUGUCAGCUGAAUCAAUAGGAAACUAUGGAGUCCGGAUACUGUUUGAUGAUUUGCACAAGACUGGGAUCUUCACUUGGGAUUACUUGCACCAUCUGGGUUCUAACAAAUUCAGUCUAUCACGAAAUUAUAUCAGAACUUUGAGGAAACAUGGUCUUAGUCGGGAUCCUCAGAGAAGGAAAUGA
Messenger RNA from Triticum turgidum subsp. durum (durum wheat), 507 nucleotides. Lineage: Eukaryota; Viridiplantae; Streptophyta; Magnoliopsida; Poales; Poaceae. The record is from the annotation of a GenBank genome assembly.